Drosophila nasuta is the source of this 866-nucleotide messenger RNA. RefSeq names its product lipopolysaccharide-induced tumor necrosis factor-alpha factor-like. Gene Ontology annotation, molecular function: zinc ion binding. The transcript is spliced from 3 exons. NCBI's taxonomy places the organism in Eukaryota, Metazoa, Arthropoda, Insecta, Diptera, Drosophilidae. The record is from RefSeq and is a predicted model, not a curated record. Bases 181 to 558 code for a protein of 125 amino acids.
GUCUUUUCAUUCUUUCAAAUUCUUUGCAAGCUUUGCAGUUGCGUUUCUGUUGUUGAGUGAAUACGCCGGUCGCUUCGUUCUACACACGUUUCUUGAGAUUGUAAUUUUUACAAAUUGUGAAUCACUAUACGAUUUGUAUACAUAUAAAAUUGUAUAUCGACGCGUUCAUCAUUGAUCAACAUGGAAUACUCCAAGAUUCCACAAUAUCCGCCGGCAUACAGCCCGCAAGAUCAGAAUAGGAUGUAUCCCACAGCCAGUGCACCACCCACCGAAAUGAUCCACUCAGCACCGCCACCUCCUCCCGCACCUGUAAAUAUUGUAAAUCAAACAACGGUUGUUGUUGAUGGACAGGGUGGACCAGGAAUGACCUGUCCUCAUUGUCGUGCUCGUGUCACGAUGACUGUCAAGCAUCAUGCGACAUGCAAGACUUAUUGUCUUGCUGGGUUUCUAUGCCUCUUCUUGUGCUGGCCCUGCGUCUGCUUGCCCUGCUGCUGCGACUGUUGCUACAGAACCAGCCAGUUCUGUCCCAAUUGCAAUGCUUGUCUCUCCAGCUUCUAAAACGACAUUCUCACAUUUCUGUGGAGCCAAGCAAAUUAUCAACACUCCAAAAUCACGUACUUCAUGAAUACUUAUGUUUAUCUACAUACAUAUGUACAUAUUGUAUAUUGCCACACAUCGUCGAGGAGACUUUAAAGCGCAAAAGAAAUCUGAAAACGGAAACCAAGCUAUGUACAUAUAGCAUAGCGUUUGGCUAUCGCCAGCAAGACUUGGCAUUAAGAAUAAACAAAUGCAAAACUUUAGAAGAUUAAAAACCAUUCAUGUAACUGUAUACCAAAAUACAUUAUUACUUACAAUUUGUACAUAGA